AUGCCCCACUUGGAAAACGUGGUGCUGUGCCGCGAGUCCCAAGUGUCCACGUUGCAGUCCCUGUUCGGAGAGAGACAUCAUUUCAGCUUUCCAUCCAUUUUUAUUUAUGGACAUACUGCCAGUGGAAAGACUUAUGUCACACAAACUUUGUUAAAAACUUUAGAGCUCCCACAUGUCUUUGUGAAUUGUGUUGAAUGUUUUACGUUGAGGCUGCUUUUGGAACAAAUUUUAAACAGGUUGAAUUAUCUUAGUUCUUCAGAGGAUGGAUGUUCUACUCAAAUAACUUGUGACACAUUUAAUGACUUUGUUCGCUUGUUUAAACAAGUAACCAACGCUAAAAGUCUCAAGGAUCAGACUGUAUAUAUUGUUCUAGAUAAAGCAGAGUAUCUAAGAGAUAUGGAAGCGAAUAUUUUGCCUGGGUUUCUUAGGUUACAAGAAUUGACUGAUAGAAAUGUGACCGUUAUCUUUCUCAGUGAAAUUAUUUGGGAAAAAUUCCGUCCAAAUACUGGAUGCUUUGAACCAUUUGUCUUAUACUUCCCUGAUUAUAGCAUAGGGAACCUUCAAAAGAUCCUGUCCCAUGAUCAUCCUCCAGAGUAUUCAGCUGAUUUCUAUGCUGCUUACAUUAAUAUUCUUCUUGGAGUUUUCUACACUGUCUGCCGGGAUUUGAAAGAGCUCAGACAUCUGGCAGUACUUAAUUUUCCUAAAUAUUGUGAACCUGUGGUUAAAGGAGAAGCAAGUGAACGUGAUACUCGCAAACUCUGGAGAAAUAUCGAACCUCAUUUGAAGAAAGCCAUGCAGACUGUUUAUCUCAGGGAAAUAUCAAGUUCACAAUGGGAAAAGCUACAGCAAGAUGACAAAGAUCCUGGACAACUGGAAGGUCUCUCAGCAUAUACUCAUGUGGAACUUCCUUAUUACUCUAAGUUUAUUUUAAUUGCUGCAUACCUUGCUUCAUAUAAUCCAUCAAGAACUGACAAGAGGUUUUUCCUUAAGCAUCAUGGGAAAAUCAAGAAAACCAAUUUUCUAAAGAAACAUGAAAAGACAAGCAAUCAUCUCCUCGGACCAAAACCGUUUCCACUAGAUAGAUUAUUAGCAAUAUUAUAUAGUAUUGUGGACAGCAGAGUUGCUCCAACAGCAAAUAUAUUUUCCCAGAUUACCUCUCUAGUGACCUUGCAGCUAUUAACCCUGGUUGGCCAUGAUGACCAGCUUGAUGGACCAAAAUACAAAUGCACAAUAUCUCUAGACUUCAUCAGAGCUAUCGCUAGGACGGUGAACUUUGACAUAAUAAAAUACUUGUAUGAUUUCUUGUGA
Pipistrellus nathusii (Nathusius's pipistrelle) is the source of this 1308-nucleotide messenger RNA. The record is from the annotation of a GenBank genome assembly. Lineage: Eukaryota; Metazoa; Chordata; Mammalia; Chiroptera; Vespertilionidae.